CUUCUUCUUCUUCUUCUUCUUCUUCCAUCCACCCUUGUCUGUAACUCACCCACAUUACCCACCAAUGGCGAAAGAGAAGCAGACCAAAGAAGAGAAGAAGCUCUACGUGGGCAUCGUCUGGCACUACACCGCCGAGCUCAAGCUCCUCCUCACCGCCCUCCUCAUCCUCUGCACUCUCGCCACCCUCCUCCAGUUCAUCCCCCCUUCCCGCUUCACCAUCUCCACCUCCGACCUCCGCGUCUGCAUCUCACGCGUCCUCUCCCCCUCCUCCCAGCCCCAGCCCCAGCCCCAAGACCAACCCAUUACCACCACCACUUCUACCACCGCCACUCCAGCAGUUGAUAUUUCAGCUCCACCCCCGCUUUUCUCUCCGCCCGCAGAGUCGGUGGAUCCCAACGGCAUCAUAAAGCGCGUGUUCGACCCGCACGGCGCCGCAGCCUACAGCUACAUCAGCAUGGGAGCCUACAGAGGAGGAAUGAACACCUUCGCCAUAAUCGGUAUCGCCUCCAAGCCUCUCCACGUGUACUCCAACCCAACCUACCAAUGCCGCUGGAUCCCCGCCGCCAACUCCUCCGCCGCAGUCUCCGCCGCCGGCUACAAGAUGCUCCCCGACUGGGGCUACGGCCGCGUCUACACCGUCGUGAUCGUCAACUGCACAUUCCCUCACCCCGUCAAUUCUGACAACUCCGGCGGGAAGCUAGUCCUCCUCGCCUCCACUUCCGGCGGCGGUGACCGGAAUUUCAACGUCACCGAUGAGAUUGAGGCUUUGACAGAAAGCCCCGGAAGCUUAAACCCUUCGGUUUUCACUUCCAGGCCGAAAUAUGACUACUUGUAUUGUGGGUCUAGUUUGUAUGGGAAUUUAAGUCCUCAGAGAGUGAGGGAGUGGAUUGCUUACCAUGUGAGGCUGUUUGGGCCCAGAUCUCAUUUUGUGAUUCAUGAUGCUGGUGGGAUUCAUGAGGAGGUUUUGGAGGUGUUGAAGCCAUGGAUGGAGUUGGGGUAUGUGACUUUGCAAGACAUAAGAGAUCAGGAGAGGUUUGAUGGGUACUAUCAUAACCAGUUCAUGGUGGUGAAUGAUUGUUUGCAUAGAUAUAAGUUCACGGCUAAGUGGAUGUUCUUCUUUGAUGUUGAUGAGUAUAUCUAUAUGCCUCCCAAGAGCACCAUCAAAACUGUGCUGGAUUCUCUUGCUGAGUACACACAGUUCACCAUUGAACAGAUGCCAAUGAGCAACAAGCUUUGCCUACUUGAAGAUUAUCACAAAACCAACAGAAAAUGGGGGUUUGAGAAGCUUGUGUACAAGGAUGUGAAGAAGGGCAUAAGAAGAGACCGUAAAUACGCAGUGCAACCGCGCAAUGUAUAUGCGACCGGGGUGCACAUGUCGCAGAACGUAGCGGGGAAGACGACGCACAAAACCGAGAACAGGAUCAAAUAUUUUCACUACCACGGAACGAUUGCAGACAGGCGCGAGCCUUGUAAGAAGCUAAUCAAUGACACACAGAUCUUCCUUGACAAAGUCCCUUAUGUUCAGGACACAACCAUGAGAGAUGUUGCUGGGGCUGUGAAGAGAUUUGAGCAAAGAAUGAUUGGAUCCAGGUUACAACAGACUAGGCAAUGAUAGAACAGAACAUAACAUCCCUCUUCCCAGUUUCUUCCAGCACUCUUUUCUUUUUUGAUAUGUGAAUUUUAAUUUAUAUAUAGUUGCAGUAGGAAAUUCUUUUGGGGUUCUUCCUUGUAUGAUAAUUCCAGUAAAGGUAUAAAUUACAGGUUGGUAUAUGAGUAUGAUCGCUAUGAUUU
Molecule: messenger RNA, 1791 nt
Organism: Argentina anserina (silverweed cinquefoil)
Lineage: Eukaryota; Viridiplantae; Streptophyta; Magnoliopsida; Rosales; Rosaceae
Product: galactan beta-1,4-galactosyltransferase GALS3-like
Exons: 2
Coding region: 65-1612 (515 amino acids)
Cellular component (GO): cytoplasm
Molecular function (GO): glycosyltransferase activity
Source: RefSeq, a predicted model, not a curated record